Molecule: messenger RNA, 399 nt
Organism: Ochotona princeps (American pika)
Lineage: Eukaryota; Metazoa; Chordata; Mammalia; Lagomorpha; Ochotonidae
Gene: SYCN
Product: syncollin
Exons: 2
Coding region: 1-399 (132 amino acids)
Biological process (GO): exocytosis
Cellular component (GO): secretory granule membrane
Source: RefSeq, a predicted model, not a curated record
AUGUCCCCGCUGCUGCUGGCCCUGGCCCUGGCCCUGGCAACCGCCCCCGGCUCCCGAGGCGCCUGCCCCGCGUCCGCCGACCUCAAGCUAGAGGACGGGACGCGCACGUGCGCCAAACUCUACGACAAGAGCGACGCCUACUACGACAACUGCUGCGCGGGCGCUGAGCUGUCGCUGGAGCCGGACACCGACCUGCCCUACCUGCCCUCCAGCUGGGCCAACAAGGCAUCCUCGCUGGUCGUGGGCCAGCGCUGCGAGCUCACCGUAUGGUCGCAGAAAGGCAAGGAGGGCAAGACACGCAAGUUCUCUGCCGGCUCCUACCCGCGCCUGGAGGAGUACCGCCGCGGCCUCUUUGGCAACUGGAACAACGCCAUCUCGGCGCUCUACUGCAACCCCUGA